AUGGAUCAUGCAUACAAGAGUCAGCUGCAAUCAUAUGCCCUGAAACAGAACAUGAAUCUACCGGUCUACGCCGUUGAGCGCCGAGGGGUUGAUCAUGCUCCUCGUUUUAGAUGUAAGGUCACAGUCUGUGGACAGACUUUCCAGAGCCAGGAUUUCUCUCCGACAUUGAAAGCGGCUGAAAAUGCCGCUGCAAAAGUAGCUUUGGCUUCACUCAAUCCAGAGGGAAUUGAUGUUUCUUACAAGAACCUCUUGCAAGAAAUUGCCCACAAAGAAAAUUCUCUUUUACCAGUUUAUGCAAGUGCCACAUCCGGUCAAUCACAUCAGCCUACUUUUGUUUCAACUGUUGAGUUUGGUGGCAAGGUUUUCACAGGACAAGAGGCCAAAACCAAAAAGUUAGCCGAAAUGAGUGCUGCUAAAGUAGCAUUCAUGAGUAUCACAAAUAGGAGCUCGAACCAAGAAGCUGCCAGUUCAAAUGUGAAGAGCACUCAACAAGAGAUCCCAUCCAAAACUUCCAAGAAGAUACCGACCGUGACCCCUGAUGUCCCAUCAAAGUGGAUUAAAGUUUAUGAAGAAGAACUUCCAGAUGUUGUUAAUCCACCAGACCAUGUUGUUGCUUCGCCUGUGCCUCAGAAUCCUACAGACGAUAGGACUCUUAGUGCACCGGCUACUAUAGAUAUAGAGAUCCUGAACAACAAUUCUCGUGCUUCUUUGCCUAUGCCUGAGUUUGUCACAAACGAUGAACAACGCCAUGUGGAGAAGAGAUUGAGAAGAAGCUGA
This is a messenger RNA of Microthlaspi erraticum, 777 nucleotides long. NCBI's taxonomy places the organism in Eukaryota, Viridiplantae, Streptophyta, Magnoliopsida, Brassicales, Brassicaceae. The record is from the annotation of a GenBank genome assembly.